CUGAUCAACGUGAUGUCACUCUCUUCAUUCUGAUCUCGCGUUGAUUCAAUACUCAACGGAUAAUCUCCCCAGAACAACAACAAAAAAUGUCCAGCAAAGCCAAGACGAAGAAGACCACCAAGAAGCGAGCUCAGAGAGCCACUUCGAACGUGUUUGCAAUGUUCGAUCAGUCGCAAAUUCAAGAAUUCAAAGAGGCCUUCAACAUGAUCGAUCAAAAUCGUGACGGGUUCAUUGACGCUGCAGAUCUCAAAGAUAUGUUUGCGUCUCUUGGCAAAGACGUUACAGAUGACUAUGUGGAUGAUAUGCUCAAUGAUGCAAAUGGCGCCAUUAAUUUCACUAUGUUUUUGACCCUCUUCGGAGAGAAAUUGAACGGAACAGACCCUGAAGAUGUCAUAAGAAAUGCAUUCGCGUGCUUUGAUGAAGAACAAGCGGGCAAGUUAGACGAAGAUAAGUUGGUCAACUUGCUUCAAACCCUGGGCGAUAGAUUCUCUGAUCAGGAAAUCGAUGACAUGUUACACGGAGCACCAGUAGAUUCUAAAGGUCUCUUUGACUACGUCAAAUUCACCAGAAUUAUCAAGCAUGGAAAAGAUGAUGAUUAAUUAACCAUACAGCUAAUAAAUUAUCAGUUGACAAGAACUUUGUUUUCAUUUUUGUGCAGUGAACUCUGUACUAGGCUUAUAUGAACAUUGACGUAUUGACUUGUUCCUUUAGGCAGUGUAAC
Molecule: messenger RNA, 721 nt
Organism: Orbicella faveolata
Lineage: Eukaryota; Metazoa; Cnidaria; Anthozoa; Scleractinia; Merulinidae
Product: myosin regulatory light polypeptide 9-like
Molecular function (GO): calcium ion binding
Source: RefSeq, a predicted model, not a curated record